Plasmodium gallinaceum is the source of this 933-nucleotide messenger RNA. Its product is annotated as conserved Plasmodium protein, unknown function. The transcript has a single exon. The record is from RefSeq and is a predicted model, not a curated record. NCBI's taxonomy places the organism in Eukaryota, Apicomplexa, Aconoidasida, Haemosporida, Plasmodiidae. Bases 1 to 933 code for a protein of 310 amino acids.
AUGCAGAAAGUUUUCAUAAAGUUAAAAAAUUAUAAUAUUUUAAAGAUAGAAAAAAAAUAUGGUGGCACAUCUUUGCUAACAAAGAUUGGUCAAUCUUUCAACCAAGAGAAUUUAAAAAAUAUGAAAAUGAAAUUAAAUUAUGAAAAAGACCCCUCUAGUACAUUUAAAAGUGGAGAUACUAGUAUAUUUAAAAAUUUUAUUGAUAUCUUUAAAAGAACUAAUAUAAAAGAUAAAUUGAAAAUGAAUGAUAAUGAAAAACAAGAAAAAAAAUUUUUUGAACAUUAUAUGAAAUGUCUAAUGAAAUAUGAAGGAAUUUUUACUUACAGAAAAUUUCAAUUAUUUCUAAAAGAUUUAUGUGAUUAUUUUAAUCUUUUUAGUAUUCGAUACAAAUAUAAAAAAAAAAUAAAUCCUCAAUUAGAAAAAUUAAAAAAGCAGUAUGAAGUAUUAAACUCCUUUUUGCCAUAUGAAUUGGAUUCAGAUGAUUAUAAAAUUUUUCAUAACGAAAGUAAGAAAUACUUAGCUCAAUCAUGCAAUGUUGAUGUUAAAUUUAUUGAUGAAUUAUUAUUAUUUCAUGAUUCGCUAAAAACGGAUAGGACGUGGUUUUAUAGAAGAAUAUUAUUAAAAAGAAAAUUACCUGAAAGCUUUGAAGAAAGAGAAAUUGAAGCUCCGUAUGACAGACCUGUUACGAAAACUUUUAAUUAUAAUAUAAAAGAAUCAUCAUUAGAAUAUGAAGAAUAUCUUAAUAAAAAUUCUAGAAAAUUAAAAUUUAAAAAGUGGUAUUCUAAAAAACAUCCAUGGUUUAGAAAAAACACAUCUGGUAAAGAUAGGUGGAGGAUUAGACCUUAUACAAAAAAAUUUCCAUAUUUGUAUUAUUCUCGUAUACCAAAAUAUUUAUAUUUAUCUAAAAAUAAACCAAAAAUUAAAAAUUAUUAA